Molecule: messenger RNA, 2063 nt
Organism: Podarcis raffonei (Aeolian wall lizard)
Lineage: Eukaryota; Metazoa; Chordata; Lepidosauria; Squamata; Lacertidae
Gene: VEGFB
Product: vascular endothelial growth factor B
Exons: 7
Coding region: 894-1505 (203 amino acids)
Biological process (GO): positive regulation of mast cell chemotaxis; vascular endothelial growth factor receptor signaling pathway; vascular endothelial growth factor signaling pathway
Cellular component (GO): membrane
Molecular function (GO): vascular endothelial growth factor receptor 1 binding; growth factor activity; heparin binding
Source: RefSeq, a predicted model, not a curated record
GAUAGGAGAAAUACUGCCUGCUUGAAUCUCUGGAGAGCGGCUGCCCGUCAGUUUUCAGAAAACAGCUGGAUAGUCUAACCAUCUGACUCACAACAUUGUAGAGUUUGAAGGGACCUGAAGCCUGCUGCCCUCACCAAUUCUAGAGGAAACCUCUCCAAAGCACCCAGCUGUGGCUGCUUUAAGGUGUGAUGGGGUGCAGGAUGCUGGGGGAAGCAGACCCUCCUUGACCUGUUUGGUUCAAGGUUUUUCUUGGGAUAGGGGGUGCAUAUCCCCCCACCGGUCUCUCUUUCUCUGACCUGCGCCAGCAGCCAGGCUCAGCCUCCCUCCCUCCCUUAGGGUGGGAUUGAACAGUCACAUGAGAGCUCGCUUGCCUCCUUCCCUCUCCUCGCUGUGCCAGCAGCUUCUGUCUCCCUCUCCCUCUCUCCCCCCUCGACUUGGAGCCCAGUUACUUCUGCGGCCGCCUGGCACGACGACACCGCCGUCGCCACCUCCUCCCUGGGCAGCGGCGGCGGCAGCAGCUGCGGAGAUGCACCUGUACCCACCCCUGGCUCUCCUUGCGCCCAGGUGCUGGGAGUAGGAUGGCACCGAGAGAGAAGCGAGCGGCUGCGCCGGGCACCAGGCUGAUCUGAGCCAUGCCCAGGUGCAGGGGCAAUGCCCAGUUCCUGAGUGGCGGCUGCCCGUCGGCUGGGCAUUUUGUCUGAGUGGCAAAUCCUGGAGGAGGGGCGGGGGGGGGAACCCUGGACGACCUCCUUCCCCAAUUGACUGGAGAGCAGCCCCAGAAGCUGCUGCCGAGCCAGCAAACUUUGGAGAAAAGUCUCCAAGAGGAGCCCGAGGCGGGCGCGUGUGCCCCCUUGCCCGGCAGGAGCAGCGGCAGCGGCAGCCUUGGCACCACCAUGAACGCCCCCUGCGGUGCCCUUCAGCUCCUCUUGGCUACCACCUUGCAGCUGCACUACUGCGCCGCCACGACGAUUCUGCCGCAUCCAACUAAUGAGAUGGAACCAGUUGUGGAGCCAGUUACAGAAGUGGUGAGGUUCCUGGAGGUGUUCAGCCGCAGCGCCUGCCAAGCCAAGGAGACAAUGGUAUCUCUGGACAAGGAGUACCCGGACGUAGUCAUCAGCCACCUCAUUGUGCCCUCCUGCGUGGCUCUAAAGCGCUGUGUCGGCUGCUGCGCUGAUGAAUCGGCACAGUGUAUGCCGUCCCGGACGUAUACAGUGACCAUGGAGGUGUUAUUGUUGAGCAAGUUCCAACGCAGCCACUUGCAGCAGCUGACUUUUGAGGAGCACGCUACCUGUGAAUGCAGACCAAAGGAAGUUUAUAGAUUGCCCACGCACAGCCCGUCCUGCGCGCCCUGUCCGGACAGGAAGAAGCGGGUCAACCCAUUGACAUGUGAAUGCGUAUGCAAGCGUGACUCCGUUCGUUGUCAGCAGCGUGGCUGGGAAUUCAACAAGGCCACUUGCAGGUGUGUGAAACACCGCAGGCGAUCCGGCAGGAAAGCAAAAGCGUAGCUGCAUGGGAAGCCAGGACUUGGAGGAGUUUGGAUCUUGGACCUUUCUCGGUCAGGGAUGACUUUUCUCUGGUGGGAAUGAAGCACGGGACUUGCCAAGGAGACGUCCAAUGGUCGCUGGGGAAGGAGAAGCAGUCUUCUUUAUCUACCACUGCAACACCGUACCGGAUUACCUCUCUUCACAGCUGAAGGAGGCUGUACCACACGCAAGAGCCGUACCACACUCCCACGGAAGGCAGACUGAAGGAGCAUCUCCUCAGUGUCAGGACACUGAGAUCGGUCCCGCUCAUAUUUAAAAACAACAACCGCUAACCUGGUCGUCUGUUUGUCCUGGGCCUCCCCUGGGCUGCUUCUAAUUUAUAACUGUCUCUCCUCUGAGGGAGCUUUCUUUUCUUUUCCCACCCGCCCCUCACUCGCUUUCUUCCCACGUUUUGCGGUGCGUUGCGGAAGCUUCCGGCAUCCCACCUUCUUCCAGGCUGAAGGAGAAGAGUCACAAAGAGCCGCUCUUUUAUGAGAGGGAAUAUUACUCUUAACAUAAAGAUCUGCCACUAAGACACAG